AUGCACGCGAUCGCUGGUUCCGUCGCCCCCGCCGCGCUCAGGCGCUCGGCCUUCAACGGCGCCCGCGUGCGCGCGGCGGCCCCGAAGGCCACCCGCACGGCCCGCCGUACCGUCGUGAAGGCGCACUGCGACACGCCGCUGGUCGGCGGCGCUGCCCCGGACUUCACGGCUGACGCCGUUUUCGACCAGGACUUCAUCAGCGUUCAGCUGUCGAAGUACGCGUCGGAGGGCAAGUACGUCGUGCUGUUCUUCUACCCGCUGGACUUCACGUUCGUGUGCCCGACGGAGAUCACGGCCUUCUCGGACAAGUACGAGGAGUUCAAGAAGCUCAACACCGAGGUGCUCGGCGUGUCCGUCGACUCCAAGUUCUCGCACCUCGCGUGGUGCCAGACCGACCGCAAGGAGGGCGGCGUCGGCGACCUCGCCUACCCGCUCGUGUCGGACCUCGACAAGGAGAUCUCCAAGGCGUACGGCGUCCUCGCGCCCGACAGCGUCGCGCUCCGCGGCCUGUUCAUCAUCGACCCCGAGGGCGUCAUCCAGCACGCCACGAUCAACAACCUGGCGUUCGGCCGCAACGUCGACGAGACGCUGCGCACCCUGCAGGCGAUCCAGUACGUGCAGGCCAACCCUGACGAGGUGUGCCCUGCUGGCUGGACGCCGGGCGCGGCGACCAUGAAGCCGGACCCCAAGGGCUCGAAGGACUACUUCGCCGCGCUCUAA
Messenger RNA from Pedinophyceae sp. YPF-701, 720 nucleotides. The record is from the annotation of a GenBank genome assembly. Lineage: Eukaryota; Viridiplantae; Chlorophyta; Pedinophyceae.